CAAAAAAAGAAAUAAACAAGGAAAGGUCCACUAGAUCAACAGGGAACGAAGUAAGCAUGAUUUGCAAAGAAGAAGUAAUGGAGCAGUUCACUUCUAGCGAGGAGCACGGUGGCCACGUGCCGAAAUGGGGCCCACGCAUCGGCUUCUCGGCACCGGACUGAGCCCAGCUACACGCUGGUGUGGCGCGUGUCACCUUGGGUGGCGCGUGUGGUGGUGUGGUGGCGGUGAUAUGAAAAGAAUGAUUUUUUUUACUUAGCUUUUUCUAGAGUUUUUACUUGCAAGUUUUUACCUUUCACUUGAAAGGGUUUUUCUUGGUUUACUUAGGACAAGUUUUAAUUUCUGUUAUUUAGUUGAUAUAAACUUCCUAAGGUUGUUAGGAAAGUUUUUAGUUAAUUAGAGUUUGUUUAGGAUUAGUUUUCCUAUUCUAAUUAGAAGUAGUUAUUCUAUUCUAGUUAGGAUGCUUGGAGAACAAGGUUAGGGGUUUGUCCUUAUCCUUGUGGGAGUAGAAUUAGUUGCCUCCUAUGUCUAUAAAUAGGGGUAAUUUUCAUGGAUUUAGAUAUAUAGAAAAUCAGAUUAAUUUCAAUACAAAUUGUUUAACUUUGUUUAAACUUUUCUUUGCUAGUUUUCAAUUCAAGGAGUUGUUUUGAUAAUUAGAACGUUCAAUUCUUAGUUCUAAGAGUAGUCUAAGUUUUUUUCAUUAAAAUACUUAGAUCCAGGAGUGGUCUAAGUAGUUUGAGUAGGCAUUAUUCGUUCUAGGAGUGGUCGUUUUCAAAGUCAUAUCUGGUUCGUUGUUCUUAGAUUCUUCGAUUUUUCUUAAGGAAUUUGGAAGGAUUGUGUUACUUGUGUGAUUUUAGAUUAUUUAAGGGGUUAAAAUCCACAUCAUUUCUUCACGAAAAUCUCUCUUUUCUCACUUAAAAUCUUAGUAGAUCUUAUUUCUCAUAUUCAUUUUCAAUUCUUGGGUAUUUUCGCUGUUUGGAGGUAUAAACUGUACAAUAGGAGAAGCUUUCGGGUUGGAUUUUCGCUCAUUUUCUUCAACUUUCUUUGCUCCAAAAUCACAAUGUAAGUGUUCAAACUUGUUUCUCAUAGAUUAUGUUCAAAUUUGGUACACAAUUAUGCCCAAUUUUCGGAUUUUUCGAAAGAUACCCAUGAAAAAUCAAUUUGGGGGUUUUUUGUGUGAUGCUUGUUUGUCAAAAAUGUUUGUCUCAUGGUGUAGUAUAUUGAUUGGUGAUCGUUUUGAUAUUAAAUGUAUGUAAUUUUGGUAAGAAACGAACAAAUUAUGACCACUCUAAGAGCUUAGUAGGAACUCUUUAAAGGAGUUUCCUCCAUUGUUGAGGUAUUACUCAAGCUUUGUAUUUUUAGGAAAAUUAUGCUCAAAAUAUGUUUCUUGGAUAAUACUACUUUGUUUGUGAAGAACAUAGUAUCAUGCGGUUUAGGUGAACUUUUAUUAUGCCGUAGAGACAAUUAGGAAAUAAUAUGAGAUUUUUAAACUAAUCUUGCUCUGAGGAAAAUUAGGGUGAAAAAUCCAUAAAAAUUUUUAAGCCCCAAAAUAUAUUAAUAAUGAAUUUUUAAUAAGUUGUGGACCUCUCAAGUAGCAUAACUCGCCGUCAACUGCGGGGUUCGGGGUUGAGCUCUCGACCUGACUACAGGGAAGGUUCUCUGGUCGAGGAGGGUACAGUGCACAUUCGAGGUAAGGGGCGUGCCUUUGUUAAUCGAGUACGAGUGUGGUCGCCACCGGAGUCGUGGGAUGGUGAGACGGUGUUCUUGGAGCCGGACCACCAUAUCUUGGAUAGGAUCCAAACUGGUUUGCCUGACGAGAACAUAGUUCGUACUCACGGGUCGGGUAACGAACUUAUCUUGGAGAUGUACGCUGAUCUGGUGACUGACCCAGAGUUGGUUACUGACCUCUACAGGGCUGUAGAGCCUCUCCAUCGUCUAGAUGAGGGCAAGGCCAUUGUUCGUGGUAUCCUAGAGUUUUUCUGGGACACUACGAACACUUUUCAUUUUCCGUGGGUUGAGAUGGCUAUCACCCUACUCGACUUCUCUGUGAUCAACAGACUCGAGUUCUGCUUGCGACUUGUGAGGGUUGAUCCUGACAUUUUGGUUACUUUCGGGUUUAGUUCGAGGCUAUUGGGCCCGAUUGUUUCCCGGCUACGAGAGGAGCAGCAGGGGAGGAAGGUGUCAAAGAAGUCAGUGAAGUCGGCUUCUCUUGCUAAUGGGUUUUACAUUGAGGAUACUACUACCGAGCAGAAGAUCCGGAUCUUUGUGCUCAUCCUCCUCUCCGAAGUAUUUCACCUAACCGGAGCACUCAGUCUCUGUUGUGUUACUUGAGGUCUCAAGACUACCUCACUCACAUUGGCUCAUAUGACUGGGUCAAUUUGGGUCAUGUUGAUCUACUUUUAGGCCUCCAUCGCGGGUGUCAACAGUAUAGUGCGGCAAUUGAGGUGACCGUAUCUGGCUUCUGGAUGGUCGUAGAGGUAUGGUUCUACGAUUACUGCUAGACCCUUGCGCCUGCCCGACCGAGCGAUUUGGCUUUUCCGGUCGGUACCAGAUGGUCGACCGCGUGCUGGGUAGAUUCUUUACCUUGGAGAGUGUCCGAGCGGCAAUAGGAGAGCGCCCUGUGGUCACCUAUUCUCCCUGGGUGACAAUCGAUCAGCGUCCAUACGCCAUACGCCCUGACUCUAACUUCUCAGAUGAGGAUCUUAUGAGGCACAUAUGCUCCGAUGUGGUAUCUAGGGGAGAAAGUUAUUUGUCAGCACUCCUCUCAGACUUUCUUCGUUCCAGGGAGGCCUCCUUCAUCGAUGCUACAUGUUGGUCGGCUACGGGAGUAUACCAGAAGUAACACCUGGUCUACCGAUUUUCGGGAAUUGGUACAGACUAGGCCGGACUAUGAGCUCAUGAUGAUACCGAUACUUGCUCCUUUUCCUGAGCCUGAGGUAGUUGUUUUCCCUCAUAUAGCUCCUAUUUCCUUUUUAUGUUUUUCAAGGAUUAAUACUUCCAUUUUUCAGGAGUCUGGUGACUUCUCUUACCCUCGACUUUCUCUCCGAUACGCAAGACCAUAUGGGACGGUUAAGGAGGUAAUCCUUGAGACGCCUAAGGAGUGGCGUAUUGCUGAGCGAUCCCUCCCCCGGUCUGUGAGAUUGCUUCCACGCGAGGGGGUGAUGCACUUGCUACGGGUAAUUGAUGCUUGUAAGUAUCAAUUGAUUCGCUGGAGUCACCUCGUGACCUGCCGAGAUGCAGAUGCGGCUUGUUCGACAGGGCACAUCCUCCUCCGAGGCAGAGUGGCUCGGGAGAAUUUGGUGCCGAAGGCCUUGGUCACCAAGGAAUUGGCGAGUCUUCGCAGUAGGGUGCUGCGCGUGGCGAGAUGAAGAUUGAGGACCCAUACCUCGUCAUUCUCCAGCGAUAGCUCCUAGCUCCAGGUGUUCGUCCUCAGAGUUCGGAUCGGAGAGCUUGCAGGGUGGUAGUUUUUCUUGGCCUAUUGGUCCUCCACCUCUGUCCAUGGGUCCUCUGUUUCAGCCGUUCGGACAGCCUGGUUUUGGAGCUCUGAUGAGGCCCCUGUUCAUGGGCUCACCUUUCGGAGGCGUUAUUCCUGGGUCGGAGCUUUAGCAGUUCGUGUCAGGCGGUCAAUAGUAUAUAGCUUGGAGGGGUCCUGCUCUCCAUAUUCCUCGUCCUGGUGGUGACGGUUAGAGCCAGGAGGCGACGCCGCGGACACGGAUGUGGGACGAUCUUACCAGAGGGCCCCUUCCGUCUUCGGGGACUUAGAUGUUUGUUAUUGUUUCAUGUUUUGUUUCAUUUGACUUGACCUGUAUAUUCGUUGACUGAUCUGUACUUACUAACUUUGUGUUCAUUGAUUUACAUUGACUAUUUUUGUAUAUACAUAUUUAUUUAGA
This is a messenger RNA of Chenopodium quinoa (quinoa), 3887 nucleotides long. RefSeq lists its product as uncharacterized. The record is from RefSeq and is a predicted model, not a curated record. Bases 2721 to 3365 code for a protein of 214 amino acids. The transcript is spliced from 5 exons. NCBI's taxonomy places the organism in Eukaryota, Viridiplantae, Streptophyta, Magnoliopsida, Caryophyllales, Amaranthaceae.